This is a messenger RNA of Ylistrum balloti, 2635 nucleotides long. Its product is annotated as interleukin enhancer-binding factor 2 homolog. The transcript is spliced from 15 exons. The coding region runs from base 30 to 1205 and encodes 391 amino acids. NCBI's taxonomy places the organism in Eukaryota, Metazoa, Mollusca, Bivalvia, Pectinida, Pectinidae. The record is from RefSeq and is a predicted model, not a curated record.
AGAAGCGUGAUACCGGCAACAUCAUCAACAUGAGGGGAAUGCGAGGACGGGGAGGGCCACACCCAAUGAGAGGAGGAAUGAUGAGACCUAUGGCACCGCCUUUCAAGCCUGGGCCUCCGUUCCGAGCAUUUAUUCCACAUAUACCAUUUGACUUAGUGCAGUGCGAGUCAACAUUUCCCAGAGCCAAACCCACACCUGAUGACAAGAGCUUCACUGAUGCCUUGUUGAAACGUCAUAAUGACCUGACUCCGUCCUCUACAGAACAAGCAGCUAUCCUGGCACUAGUUACCAAAAUACAAGCAAUCAUAGAUACUCUCAUCCUCUCACCAAACUCAUUUGAACCUGCGCAAAUUGAAGAAGUUCGUCAAGUUGGUUCAUUUAAGAAGGGAACAAUGAUGGCAGGUCACAAUGUAGCAGAUAUUGUUGUUAUGUUGAAGACUCUACCUACAAAGGAGGCAGUUAUGGCCCUUGGUAAUAAGAUUACAGAAGAAUUAAGGAGUCAAGAUCCACAAGAAGUUUUCAGUAUGCUAACAAAUGACACUGGAUUUGAGAUAAGUUCUGCCGAUGCCUCUGUGAAAUGUCUCAUCACAACGAUACCGCCAAACCUUAAGAAGCUAGACCCAGAACUUCAUUUGGAUGGAAAAGUAAUGCAGGGUCAUCUAGCAUCCAUUAGACAUGCCCGCUGGUUCGAGGAAAAUGCUUUCCAUUCAAGUAUCAAAGUUUUAAUUCGUAUCAUGAGGGAUCUAAAGAAUCGCUUUAAGGGAUUUGAGCCGUUAACUCCAUGGAUAAUUGACUUAUUGUCUCAUUAUGCCAUUAUGAAUAAUCCGUCUCGUCAGCCCGUUGCCAUCCCAACAGCAUUUAAACGUUGCCUACAAUUGUUAGCAGCUGGGUUUUUUCUGCCUGGCUCAGUAGGAAUCACAGAUCCAUGUGAACAAGGCACGGUUAGGGUCCACACAGUGAUGACUUUGGAACAACAGGACCAGGUAUGCUUCACAUCACAGACUCUCCUCCGAGUACUAACACAUGGGGGCUACAAACAGGUGCUAGGUCUCGAGGGCAACUCCAGUAUAGCAACAGACAUGAGUGUAUGGGAAGGUGUUGUGGUGACCCCGUCAGACAAAGCGUAUGAGAAACCAGAGAAAAAGGAGGGAGAGGAGGACGAAGAUGGAGAUGAAGAUGACACUAUGGAAACUGCUGAUGCUUAGGAGGACUGAAAUCUCAUUGUCAAUCAAGCCAAAAGGAUCUUGUUGUUAACCUCGGUGAGAAACUCUAGACAUGGAUGAAAGAAUCUUAAACCACAGACUGCAUUAUUCAUUUCAAGAAAACAUGAAAUAGUCUUAUAUUAGAGAAUGGUGCUGAAGACUGUUACAUGUGCUGAGGAUAUUUUGUCGUCUUUGAGUAUUAAAGAAUACUCUUGAUAUCUGAGAAACUUUAGUAUAUGUUAGGGCUAUUCCAGUAAAACAUCGAUCUGAUCCAGACUCCAGGGUUAUAUGUUAGGGCUAUUCCAGUAAAACAUCUAUCUGACUUCAGAGUCAUAUGUUAGGGCUAUUCCAGUAAAACAUCGAUCUGAUCCAGACUCCAGGGUUAUAUGUUAGGGCUAUUCCAGUAAAACAUCUAUCUGACUCCAGAGUCAUAUGUUAGGGCUAUUCCAGUAAAACAUCUAUCUGACUCCAGAGUCAUAUGUUAGGGCUAUUCCAGUAAAACAUCUAUCUGACUCCAGAGUCAUAUUUUAGGGCUAUUCCAGUAAAAUAUCUAUCUGACUCCAGAGUCAUAUGUUAGGGCUAUUCCAGUAAAACAUCUAUCUGACUCCAGAGUCCAGGGUCAUAUGUUAGGGCUAUUCCAGUAAAACAUCUAUCUGACUCCAGACUCCAGGGUCAUAUGUUAGGGCUAUUCCAGUAAAACAUGUAUCUGACUCCAGACUCCAGAGUCAUAUGUUAGGGCUAUUCCAGUAAAACAUCUAUCUGACUCCAGAGUCAUAUUUUAGGGCUAUUCCAGUAAAAUAUCUAUCUGACUCCAGAGUCAUAUGUUAGGGCUAUUCCAGUAAAACAUCUAUCUGACUCCAGAGUCCAGGGUCAUAUGUUAGGGCUAUUCCAGUAAAACAUCUAUCUGACUCCAGACUCCAGGGUCAUAUGUUAGGGCUAUUCCAGUAAAACAUGUAUCUGACUCCAGACUCCAGAGUCAUAUGUUAGGGCUAUUCCAGUAAAACAUCUAUCUGACUCCAGAGUCAUAUGUUAGGGCUAUUCCAGUAAAAUAUCUAUCUGACUCCAGAGUCAUAUGUUAGGGCUAUUCCAGUAAAACAUCUAUCUGACUCCAGAGUCCAGGGUCAUAUGUUAGGGCUAUUCCAGUAAAACAUCUAUCUGACUCCAGACUCCAGGGUCAUAUGUUAGGGCUAUUCCAGUAAAACAUCUAUCUGACUCCAGACUCCAGAGUCAUAUGUUAGGGCUAUUCCAGUAAAACAUCUAUCUGACUCCAGACUCCAGGGUCAUAUGUUAGGGCUAUUCCAGUAAAACAUCUAUCUGACUCCAGAGUCAUAUGUUAGGGCUAUUCAAGUAAAACAUCUGAUUCCAGACUCCAGAGUCAUAUGUUAGGGUUAUUCCUGUAAAACAUCUAUCUGAUUCAGACUCCAGGGUCAUAU